This is a messenger RNA of Diaporthe amygdali, 1116 nucleotides long. Its product is annotated as alcohol dehydrogenase. NCBI's taxonomy places the organism in Eukaryota, Fungi, Ascomycota, Sordariomycetes, Diaporthales, Diaporthaceae. Gene Ontology annotation, molecular function: oxidoreductase activity, acting on NAD(P)H. Bases 1 to 1116 code for a protein of 371 amino acids. The transcript has 2 exons. The record is from RefSeq and is a predicted model, not a curated record.
AUGCCCGUCCCUUCGACCUUCAAAGCAGCCACCUUCUCAGCUCCAAAUGUUCGCCACACCGUCACUGAUGUGUCCCUCCCAGCCCUGAAGCCUGGCGAGGUUGCCAUCAAGGUCACGGCCACCGCAAUCAACCCCGUUGACUGGAAGGUGCAUGAGACUGGCGUAUUCCUGCCCGGGUACCCAGCUGUCCUUGGCUCCGACGCAGCUGGUGAAAUAGCUGCCGUGGGGCCUGAUGUUGAGGGCUUCGAGGUUGGCACCAGGGUCUUCUUCCAAGGAAUUAUUGGGAAAUAUGAGUCUUCGACAUUCCAGCAGUAUACGAAAAUGCCAGCUGCGUUGAUAUCCAAGACACCAUCCAAUAUCUCAGACGAUCAGGCCGCUGGCGUCCACCUGGGCACUGUAGCAGCUGUCACUGCUUUGUAUGACAAAUCUGGCUUUGGCCUGCCAGCCCCAUGGAGCGCAGGCGGUGACACUGUUGGUAAUGGCAAGGCAAUUACCAUAAUCGGUGGUAGCUCGUCUGUGGGCCAGUAUGCCAUCCAGCUCGCCAGGCUGUCCGGGUUCUCGCGAAUCGUCACAAACUCCAGCCCGGCCCAUGUGGAAUUUCUGAAGAAGCUCGGAGCACAUGUUGUACUGGAUCGGGCGACCGAGUCAACGCCUGAGCACUUUCACCAAUCACUUAGCGGCCUGCCGCUUCCUCUUGCCAUUGAUACAAUUGCUCACAAAACCACACUCUCAUUGGGUAUCAAAACACUACAAUUGGCCAAGACCCCGGGUGCGACCCUGGUCAGGAUCACUGCGGACCUGGAGGAUUUGCUUGCUAUUGUUGGAGGAAAGCACGGAGCCCUCAGCUCUGAGAUCACGGAGCUAGCAAAGCGUGGCCAUAGUGUAGAGCUCAAGGGGAUCGUAGGAAUCGGAAGCUCUCCUUCGUUAAGGCACCUGAGUGAGCCCAUGGCGGAUAAUCUCGGUGGCGAGGAUGGUUGGAUAGGUAAGGGACUAUUUGUGCCAAAUCGACCGAUCGUGGUGCCGGGUGGACUGUCGGCUCUUGAUGAGGCGCUUGAGAAGAACAAAAAGGGAGUUUCUGGACAGAAGGUUGUUAUCAAGCCAUUUGAAGGACUUUGA